Molecule: messenger RNA, 954 nt
Organism: Sciurus carolinensis (gray squirrel)
Lineage: Eukaryota; Metazoa; Chordata; Mammalia; Rodentia; Sciuridae
Product: olfactory receptor 1P1-like
Biological process (GO): G protein-coupled receptor signaling pathway
Cellular component (GO): membrane
Molecular function (GO): olfactory receptor activity; G protein-coupled receptor activity
Source: RefSeq, a predicted model, not a curated record
AUGGCAGGAGGAAAUCAAACCAACAGCUCUGAGUUCCUCCUCUGGGGACUCUCAGAGUGGCCAGAGCAGAAGCACAUCCUCUUCCUGAUUUUCCUGUGCCUGUAUGUGAUCACUGUGGCUGGGAAACUGCUCGUUGUCUUGGCCAUUGGUGCUGACACACAAAUCCACACCCCUGUGUACUUCUUCCUCACCAGCCUUUCAUGUGCAGACAUCCUGUUCACCUCCAUCACUGUGCCCAAGGCCCUGUUGAACAUCCACACCAAGAGGAAGUCCAUCUCCUAUGCAGGAUGCUUGGCCCAGCUCUACUUCUUCUUAGCUUUGAGGGACAUGGACAUCUUUCUCCUGGCCACAGUGGCCUAUGGCCACUUCAUUGUUAUUUGCCACCCUCUCCCCUAUGCAGUGAUCAUGAACUUCCAGCACUGCACGUUCAUCAUGAUUGCCUGCUGGACCUUCACUAGUUAUGUGGCUAUGACCCACACCUUCCUCAUAUUCUGGCUUUCCUUCUGCUCUAAGAAGACUAUUCCUGAUUUCCUCCAUGACCUAGGACACUUGAUAAAGAUCUCUUGCUCUGAUAUUCAGGUCAAUAAACUUGUACUUCUCUUCUUGUGGGGGACAGUUAUUUUAAUCCCUUUCUUGCUCAUCCAGGUCUCUUAUAUCCAGAUUGUGUCAGCUAUCCUUAGAUUUCCCUCUGCCCAGGGAAGGCUCAAGGCUUUCUCUGCCUGUGGUUCACACCUCUCUGUGGUUGCCCUGUUCUUUGGGACAGUGAUCAGGGCUUAUCUGUGCCCCUCAUCCUCUUCCUCUAACCCCCUGGUGGAGGACACAGCAGCUGUGAUCACAUACACAGUAGUGACUUCUAUGCUGAACCCCUUCAGUUAUAGCCUGAGGAACAAGAACAUGAAGGCAGCACUGGUCAGACUUCUCAGGGUCAAAGUCUCCUUCUUGAGGGGCCAGUGA